AGAGAAGAAGUCCUUUUGUAAGAUAAUAAGGGUAGCAGAGAAUUUAUGAUGGUUGAAAAUUAGCUAUUUCGAGGAGUAGUUUAAUUUACUCUUUUUUUUAUUGUUUGUUUUUGUUUGAACAUUGAUCUAAUUGUUGCUGAGGAGGUUGCCUGCUCUGUUGUGAGCGCUCUGGUGUCUCUUGGAUUGCACGAGAAAGGAGAGGGAGAGACGCAUCAGGAAUGGCUUGUCAACUGAAUUUCUCAGUAGCGGCAAAGCCAAAGCCUCAACCAUGUGUUUGUCCGUCUUCCUCUGCGAAGCAUCCGCGGCUGCUCUCUUCACAGUUAUCAUCAAUAUCAGGCACCACUACGCCCUCUCUCCUUCGCGAUGAAACACUAAUCCGACAUCGUGUCCGUCAAAAUCUGUCCCGCAAUGCUCCAAAUUCCAUGGUUGUUUCAUGUGCUAAGAAACCUGAACCUAUGAAGAUGAUGAUAUCUGGCGCUCCUGCUUCCGGUAAAGGAACCCAAUGCGAGUUUAUUACUAAGAAAUAUGGUUUGGUGCAUGUUGCUGCUGGUGAUUUACUGAGGAAAGAAGUUGCAGCUGGAAGUGAAAAUGGAAGGCGAGCAAGAGAAUACAUGGAGAAAGGGCAGUUGGUGCCAGAUGAAAUAGUUGUCAUGAUGGUGAAGGAUCGCUUGUUGCAGCCAGAUUCUCAAGAAAAUGGCUGGCUUCUCGAUGGGUAUCCUAGGAGCUCAUCUCAAGCAAUUGCCCUUAUGGAAUUGGGGUUCCGGCCAGACCUUUUUAUUCUUUUAGAUGUCCCUGAAGAGAUUGUUGUUGAGAGAGUGGUUGGAAGAAGGUUAGAUCCUCUUACUGGUAGGAUAUAUCAUUUGAAGUAUUUUCCACCAGAAACAGAAGAGAUUGCAGCAAGACUUACCCAACGCUUUGACGAUACAGAAGAAAAGGUGAAGUUACGUUUAAACACUCAUCAUAAGAAUGUGGAGGCAGUGCUUUCAAUGUAUAAAGACAUAACAGUAAAAGUAAAUGGAGGCGUUUCAAAGGAGGAUGUGUUUGCCCAAAUUGAUGGUGCUCUCACUGAACUUCUUGAGCGGAGGAGGGAUUGUUUGGGGGUUCUACAGUAGCCUAGAAGUAUGCUGAUGUUGAAUAAUUAGAAUAAAAAGGCCGCCUCCAAGGAUGUGAAGCUCUGGAAACAAUAUUAGCCUGUGGAGAAGGCACGCAAGAGAUGUAGGAGAACACAGAUGUAAGAACAGGGAAGCUGCUUUGAUGAUACCCAGUAACUGGGUCGAUUUGUAAGAAGGAUUGAAGUGGCUAUUCUGCCAUGUAUUACAACAUUACAUGGUCAUUGCUACUUUUAUUUCCUAUUUAUGCUAUUUUCCUCCCCCUAUGGUUCUAUCUCGAUGCAGUUUGUCAAACUUGCACGUUCCAGUAAAAUGGCCUUAUGAACCCUCCUUCACCUUA
Malania oleifera is the source of this 1449-nucleotide messenger RNA. RefSeq names its product adenylate kinase, chloroplastic. Bases 219 to 1112 code for a protein of 297 amino acids. Gene Ontology annotation, cellular component: cytoplasm. Gene Ontology annotation, molecular function: nucleoside diphosphate kinase activity; AMP kinase activity; ATP binding. The transcript is spliced from 7 exons. The record is from RefSeq and is a predicted model, not a curated record. Lineage: Eukaryota; Viridiplantae; Streptophyta; Magnoliopsida; Santalales; Ximeniaceae. Gene Ontology annotation, biological process: nucleoside triphosphate biosynthetic process.